AGAAUUUUCUAAACUUCUAACAAACCAACGGAGACCUGAGAGACGAUGGGAUCAAGAAGCAACUCAGAAGAGCAGUUCACUUUGGAUACUAACUACGUGCCACCAGAUACAACGGACUUUGAGACUCAACAAGUCAUGGCAAGACUUGCGGCUAUUGAUGAGAACAAUGAUCAGCGUGAUGGUGGUGAUGAUGGAAACAAGCAAGGUCGCAAAAGAAAGCUGAUCAGUCUGGUCGAUUCAGAAGAGGAUGAUGAUGUUGAAAUAACUCCAACAACCCAACCGAGGAAGCCUCCUAGAAAGACCAGUUUUGGAACAGCCUCGCAGAAACCCAUGUACCAAUCCACUCUGGAUGGAGGUAGUGGCUCUUCCGCACAGGCGUGUAGUCAGAAGAAGACUGUUCCUCUGAAAUCUGUGAUUCAUGGAGGGAGGAGAAAGGCAGAGCCUCGGGGCUCGUCUACUCUGUCGCGGAAAAACAAAGCACCGAGUACUCAGUCCCGGAAAAACAAAGGACCGAGUACUCAGUCGCUGAAGAAGAAGAGCAAGAUCCAAGAGGAGAUACCAGAUUUUGAUGAUGAACUACUAGAAGAUGAGUUGGACGAGGAUGAAGCCGGUGUGGAUGAAGCCGGUUUGGAUGUAGCUGGUUUGGAUGAUAUGGAGAGUAGGCAACGAUCAGAUGUGUGGAAGGAUUUCACGGUGGUUGAAAAACGUAAUGGCACUAUGAAAGCUGUGUGCAAUCAUUGCAGGAAUGAGUAUGCAUGGUAUUCUCACUCGCAUGGAACAAGUGGGCUGAGAAGGCAUCGGUGGAGAUGUAAAAUGUAUCCAAGGAAUACUGGAAGGCAGCAACAACUCAAUACUGAAGGGAAAGUAGUAUCUCGCAAGUAUGAUCAUACUGUGUUCAGACAGAUGAUAGCAAAGACAAUAGUCCAGCAUGGUCUACCUUACGCGUACGUUGAGUAUCAGAAAGUUAGAGACACAUGGGCGUAUUUAAAUGCUGAUGUCCAAACCAUUUGUCGAAACACAGCGAGAGCAGAUGUGUAUCGAUUAUAUGAAAGUGAGAGAGACACACUCAAGAGGGAAUUAGGGAGUCUUCCUGGACGAGUGUCCUUCACAUCUGACUUGUGGACAUCAGUGAAACGAGAAGGAUACAUGUGUGUGACAGCACAUUACAUUGAUCGGAAUUGGAAGUUGAACAGCAAGAUCCUGACGUUUUGUGCUCUACCACCACCACAUACUGGUAUGAAUGUUGCUGUUCAGCUCCUUGAAUCACUGAAAGAAUGGGGAAUUGAAAAGAAGGUUUUCUCGGUCACACUAGAUAAUGCUACGAGUAAUGACUCGAUGCAGGAUAUUGUGAAAUCGCAGCUGAAUUUGAAUGAUGAUUUGUUAUGUGGAGGAGAGUUUUUUCAUGUGAGAUGUGCAGCUCACAUACUUAACCUCAUUGUGCAAGAUGGGUUGAAGGUUAUUGGAGACUCUUUGCAGAAAGUAAGAGACAGUGUUAAGUAUGUUUUAGGAUCGGAAACGCGUGAACAGCUGUUCCACAAAUGUGUGGAUGCUGCCGGUGUAGUAGAAGGUGGAUGGCUUAUACUGGACGUGCCGACAAGAUGGAACUCAACUUACUAUAUGCUUGAAAGAGCCAUCAAGUACCGUAAAGCAUUUGUUAAGUUAGAGGCAUUUGAUAAGAAGGGUUAUAAAACGGCGCCCACAGCUGAGGAAUGGACUAGAGCAGCCAAUAUUUGCGAUUUUUUGGGUCCUUUUGCUGUGAUCACAAGCUUGAUGUCUGGUUCGAAUUACCCGACAGCAAACUUGUUUUUCUAUCAGGUUUGGUUGAUCCAUGAUUGGCUUCGGAGAAAUGAGGAAAGCCAAGACAAGAUUGUCAGAAACAUGGUGCCACCGAUGAAAGAGAAGUUCGACAAAUAUUGGGACGAAGUCAGUGGUGUUUUUGCAAUGGCAGCAGUCUUUGAUCCACGGUUUAAGCUUUCUAUUGUCGAAUGUUGUUUAGGGAAGCUUGACAUGAGGACUCGUGAUGCAAAGGUGAAGAAUCUGCGUGACAAGCUGAGUAUUCUGUUUGAGUCAUACGACAAAAAAUCCAAGAAUAACUCGCCUUCCACUGAGCCUCGUGAGACUGCUUCGCAAAAAGCAUCUGACUCAGGGUCAAUGGGGCUGUUUAUGAACUACAAUGAUUUCUUUGCAUUUCGCCAAACCAGUGGCAUUGUGAGUGGAAAGACACCUCUACAAGCUUAUCUUGAAGAACCACCUUUGGACUUUACUAAUUUCCAAAGCUUGGACAUCCUCGAUUGGUGGAAAGAUAAUGCGCAUCGGUAUGGUGACUUGGCUGCAAUGGCAUGUGAUCUGCUAAGUAUUCCAAUCACAACAGUGGCUUCGGAGUCUUCUUUCAGUAUUGGAUCGCGAGUUCUGAAUAAAUAUAGAAGCCGUCUACUCCCAAAAAAUGUGCAAGCUCUCAUAAGCACUAGGAAUUGGAUCAAGGGAUACGAAUCUUAUGCACAUGAUGAAGAAGUCGAUGGUGAUGGUGAAGAAGAGAAUUUACCAUCAUUUGAGUCCAUUGUUGAUGGGGAAGGUGAAGAUGAGUAGAUCGCGAGUUUGAAAUGUUAUUUUGAUUUGGUGUUUUGCUUCAAUUACAAUUUAAGAUUUUUUUAUUUAAAGUGCUUGGUUUUGUUUUGAGUACUGAUUUGGAUCAUUUGGUGUUUCUAUGAAAUUUACCUUGGUUGAAACUUGGCUUUUCAUCUUUAACAUGCUGUUGAACUUCAUGAACUUCAAAAACCAAAAAAAAAUCAAGAACAAUAACAAUAUAUGUAAAAUUUUGUUUUCAGUUCCAAUAAUAGAUUCAUGUCUUCACGUAUGAUGUAUCUUCACAUAGGGGAGCAGCAAGCAGUGUCGAGACACAUCCUUAUGCACUCCUUUUACGUUCAGCCCGCGGGACGGCUUGUAAGGGACUGUGAACAUGGGCGGUACGGGAUUGGGACGGCCUUUUGGAGACCGCAGCCCGCGCGGGACGGGCCCGCCUGAACCCGCGAGAUGACGAUCCCGCCGCGGUACGGGACGGGACGACCUGUUUGACAUCACUAAUCUUACAUCAUAUUUCUUUUAUAGAAUUCCAUUACUGUUUUAUCAUCAGUUCUACCAAUCAACCCCUCAGUUGGAUAGUGGUUCUAAUAUUCACAUUCCAAUAUUCUGUCUUAAUUAAUGGAAUACUGCAAAGAAAAUAUCACGUCAAUGUCUACGUCAACGGGAUCCUCUGUCUCCGUAUUUGUAUAAUAUUGUGCUGAUACGAAAGAAAAAAACAAUGGCAUUAAAGUAUUUUGAGUAUUUCUUAGCAUGGUGGUUGGUGGAUGGUGGAUGCGAGAAAUGUAAGCAAGAUUUCUUAAAAAGUAUUUUGAGUAUUUCUUAGCAUGGUGGUUGGUGGAUGCGAGAAAUGUUUAGGUUUAUCUGAACAAUUUAAAAAAGGAAGUAAAUGUAACCGUACUUGUAAAUCGAGUUAAACAACAUACCCAUUUGAUUUCCAGAAUUUUGUGUCAAACAUGUCAAGAAAUUAUGUUGAAAACAGUGGCAAUUGAAACUCUAGUUUAUUCGAUUGCCGUGUUUUAAUCUACCAGCCAAUACCACGAUCAACAACAUGGUAUUCCAUGUGUAACCUGGAAAAAAAUCAAUAUACAAAGAAAGAAGAGGACAUUGGUUUCAGAGAUUUGGCCCAAUUUAAUGAUGCAUUACUUGCAAACCAAGAAUAGAGGUUACUCAAUAAACCGGACUGUUCAUUUGCGAAACUAUAUAAGACCCAAUAUUUUUGAGAUCGUCUUCUGUUUGAAG
Messenger RNA from Brassica rapa (field mustard), 3819 nucleotides. Its product is annotated as zinc finger BED domain-containing protein RICESLEEPER 2-like. NCBI's taxonomy places the organism in Eukaryota, Viridiplantae, Streptophyta, Magnoliopsida, Brassicales, Brassicaceae. Gene Ontology annotation, molecular function: DNA binding; protein dimerization activity. The record is from RefSeq and is a predicted model, not a curated record.